Polyodon spathula (Mississippi paddlefish) is the source of this 3112-nucleotide messenger RNA. Its product is annotated as leucine-rich repeat protein SHOC-2. The transcript has 8 exons. Lineage: Eukaryota; Metazoa; Chordata; Actinopteri; Acipenseriformes; Polyodontidae. Gene Ontology annotation, molecular function: protein binding. The record is from RefSeq and is a predicted model, not a curated record. The coding region runs from base 79 to 1815 and encodes 578 amino acids.
AUAUAAGCUCCCUUUUUUUUCUCCAACUUGUUUUUAAGUCCGAGCGUUAAUGAGCUGCUGGGUGAAUCUGGUGUCACUAUGAGUAGUACAUUAGGCAAAGACUCGAAAGAAAAGGACCUCAAAGGUCCUUCGGGUAAGGAAAGGGAAAAGGAGGUCAAAGCCUUGGGCAGCUUCAGUAAAGACGGCAAGGAAACCAAGACCAAAGGGAAAGAUGCCAAAGAAGGAAAGAAGGACUCUAGUGGGGCGCCUCCUGGGGUGGCCUUUUCUGUAGAUAACACAAUAAAACGGCCAAACCCAGCAGCAGGUACCCGCAAAAAAUCCAGCAAUGCUGAGGUGAUCAAAGAGCUGAAUAAGUGCAGGGAGGAGACCUCCACACGGCUGGACUUGUCCAAGAGGUCUAUACACAUGCUCCCUACGUCAGUCAAGGAGCUGACACAGCUGACGGAACUGUACCUGUACAGCAACAAGCUGCAGAGCCUGCCCGCUGAAGUAGGCUGCCUGGCAGGCUUAGUGACGUUAGCCCUGAGUGAGAACUCUCUCACCAGCUUGCCUGACUCGCUGGACAGCUUGAAGAAACUGAGAAUGCUGGAUCUCCGGCAUAACAAACUGCGAGAGAUCCCGCCGGUGGUAUACCGGCUUCCCUCCCUCACCACCCUCUACCUGCGAUUUAACCGCAUCACUACUGUGGAGAAGGAUAUCAAAAACCUGUCAAAACUCACCAUGCUGAGCAUCCGUGAGAACAAGAUUAAACAGCUCCCUGCUGAAAUAGGGGAAUUGUGUAACCUCAUUACGCUGGAUGUAGCGCACAAUCAGCUCGAACACCUUCCGAAAGAGAUUGGAAAUUGCACACAGAUAACUAAUCUUGAUUUGCAGCACAAUGAGCUUCUGGACCUCCCUGAAACUAUAGGUAACUUGUCAAGUCUAAAUCGCUUGGGUCUGCGGUACAACAGGCUGUCGGCUAUCCCUAAAUCAUUAGCAAAGUGCAGAGAAUUGGAAGAGCUAAACCUUGAGAACAAUAAUAUCUCUGUGCUACCAGAGGGUCUCCUGUCUAGCCUGGUCAAUUUGACCAGUUUAACACUGGCCAGAAACUGCUUCCAGUCAUAUCCUGUAGGCGGUCCAUCACAGUUUUCUACUAUAUAUUCCCUCAACAUGGAGCACAACCGCAUCAACAAAAUCCCCUUUGGCAUCUUCUCCAGAGCCAAAGUGUUAAGUAAGCUGAACAUGAAGGACAAUCAGCUCACCUCUCUGCCACUUGAUUUUGGGACCUGGACUAGUAUGGUUGAGCUUAACCUGGCCACGAACCAGCUGACUAAGAUUCCUGAGGAUGUGUGCGGUCUUGUCUCACUUGAGGUUCUAAUCCUGUCAAACAAUCUCCUACGGAAGCUGCCUCAUGGCGUAGGUAACCUACGGAAAUUACGAGAGUUAGACUUGGAGGAAAAUAAGUUGGAAACUCUCCCAAAUGAAAUUGCUUACCUGAAAGAUUUACAGAAACUGGUCCUGACUAAUAAUCAGCUGACAACCCUCCCCAGGGGGAUUGGACAUCUCAUCAACCUGACUCACCUGGGACUGGGAGAGAACCUUAUACAACACCUCCCCGAGGAGAUCGGUACACUGGAGAAUCUUGAGGAGCUCUAUUUGAAUGAUAACCCCAAUCUCCACAGCCUUCCCUUUGAGCUGGCUCUGUGCAGCAAGCUGUCAAUCAUGAGCAUUGAAAACUGCCCCCUCAGCCAUCUCCCUCCACAGAUUGUCGCUGGUGGCCCCUCCUUCAUCAUUCAGUUUCUAAAGAUGCAGGGCCCUUACCGUGCCAUGGUCUGAAACACAAUCCUAUGUGUCAUACACUGUACAAACUGUAAAGAAAUUGCAUUAUUAUUGUCAUGAGUAUAUAUCUGAAGAAAGGAAAAAGGGCAGUUUUGCGAAGACUGCAUUACAUGUUUCUGCUAUAGAGGAAUCAUAGCCAUUUAGAUUUUUUUUUUUUUUUUUUAAAUCAUGUUAAAAAUAAAAGAAAGAAAAUGGAUACAACUGCUUGUCUAGGGCUUGCCAUAUUUAAUGGAUGAUGUAUAGUAAAUGUAGCAACUGCUGAAUGGAGUUUCACUCUGAUUUUACAAAACAUUGACAACAGACUUUCAAGAGGUAAUUAAACAAAGGAUUGUGAUUUAUAAAUGCAACAAUAUGUGUAUCAUAACUGUACAAAAAGAAAGAACAAAAAUAUGUUGGUAGACUUGUUUUUAAUAAUUGCUCUAUCCCUUGCUUUUUCACUUCCUUCAUGGAUAUACUGUAAUUGUGUGAUUUCAGCAGUUUAUGGUGGGGAAACUAUAUAAUGGUGUUGAAGAAUAGAAACUCGCAAUGUGCUCAUCCUCUGUGGGGAUUUUAUUUGGAAGACCUCCUCCAAUCCAGAAGUGGUAACAUGCAGGAUCUAAGUUUAAGAAAUUUGGUUGCAACUAACUUGGCAGAUAGAAUGCUAACAUUGGAGAACUCAAAAGCCUUGAUCUUAACAUCAGCUUUUCAGCUGUCCAGUAUUACAUCUGAUUGAUUUGCAUUGGAUUUGUUCAUUGUGCAAGCCUUUUUUUUUUUUUUUUUUUUUUUUGGCUGGUGUUUUUUUUUUUUUUUUAAUGAUUUUAUUCUCACCUAGAAAGCUAUCGGUGUGGAACUGCAUGGCUCCUUCAGAAUUAUUUUUUCCCCCAAAAGUUAAAUCAACAUUUGACUAUUGUAAAAAGUCAUAUACAUAUUCCAUCUAAAAUUGUUACCCAUAGCACCUUGAAAAAUUCUUAUUCAGCUGUGUGAGAGGCAGUGUAGUGGUACAGUGUGAAUUGAUGUCUCAUUAUGAUUGACGUGUUGUUUAGGCAGUUGCUCAGAAAUUAGGAAUAUAGGAUCAAGUUUGGGGAAGGGGGGGGGGGGGGGCAGAUCUGAAAUAAUAUGUAAUGAUUCAAAAUACAAUGUAAUCUGCUGUUCUGCUAGUAUUUCAUGUUAAUGAUUGAAUCCCUUGUUUUUAUUUGUUUUUAUUUGUAUUUCUUUGUUCUAAGAAUAAAAUGGAAUGGAGCAUAUCUGGCACAGUUUAACAGGUGACAUGAAGUAAUUAAAAAGUUGCAGAUAUCUGCACAUUUGGGUUUCUGUA